AUGCCAAUCAAAUCCACCAUCGCGGCGCUGCUCGUUUGCACGACCAGCGCCAUCGCGCAGCACCAGCUCCCGAUCAAACAAGUCGCCGCGCCCCCCUCAGACAUUUUGAAUGGCCGCGUCCAACUACCAGAGUUGUCAAAGCUCGCCGAGCGCUCGACCUCCGCGCUUCUUCCGGUCAAACUCGAGUUCAACCAAGGCGUUUGGUCGUGGUCCAUACCGAUCACCCUCACCGAUCGACCCGCGCGCAUCGUCCUGUUCCCCGAAUCCCCAAACGCGUGGAGCCAUCAGCUCAUCGCGCCAAACACAAGACUCAUCGACCAAUCCCGCAUCGAGCAAGGCACAAGCCCACUCGCAUGGAUCAAUCAAGACCGGAUGUUCGAGCACAUGACCAUCCAGCCCACUCAAGCGCCCGCUGAGUACACACUCUCCAUCACUUCCGACCACGAAGCAGCCGGAUACAUCCUCCUCGACCACGGCCCAGAAGUCGAGCUCACCUCCCAACCCACAACACGCUCCACACUCCAGAACCACCCGAUCUCCAUCAAGUCCUCAUUCAACAACAACACCACACUGACCAACCUACAAGCCGAGAUCCGCUCCCCAUCAGGAUUCGUCUUCAACGAGCAAUCGAGCACCGACACCAUCACCUUCGUCCCCGAAGAAGCCGGCCCAUACAACAUCCGCAUCAUCGCAACAGGAACCCAAAAUCAACUACCAAUCGUCCGCACCACCCAGCACCUCAUCGACGCCGCGCCAGAAGCGAUGCCGCUCAAGCAACCAACACUUGUUGCAGACGAUUCCGCGAUCCGAUUCCAGUUCACUCCAGACAACGCGAAUCGCCACACCAUCCUCGCCGCCGAAGUAUGGGCAUUGGAGUGGGGGAUGCACGACGAUCAACCAAUCCCAGUCGCAUGGAUCUCCUCCAUCGUCGACAACACCCGCACGCUCACGCUCGACAAACGCUGGAUCACCCAAGCACAAGUCGAUCCAUCAACCAUCGAACUCCGCAACAUCCGCCUCCAUGACAUCGACACCUUCGUGCCACUGGAAAUCAUCGACCGCAUCCAGACACCGAUCGCAAAUCUCAAACUCCCAGAAUCCCCAACGACUACCAACGAAACCAUGCUUACCGGAUCCCCCGGCCCAACCAUCAACUCACAACACCUCCCAACCGCCGGAGUCACCAACGGGCCGGGACACCGACUCAUGCUCGUCCACGGCUACUGCACCGACGCCACCCCAUUCACCAUCAGCCACUUCUCCGGAGACAUCGCACUCUUCGAAGACUUCGAGCAGAGCCGAUCGCACAACACCUUCGCGCUCGAGAUGCUCAACCAAGCCGCGCCGAUGAAAUCCUUCGGCGUCGUCGGACACUCGCAAGGCGGAAUGGCCGCGCUCCACCUCUACACCUACUACUGGAGCGGUCUCGAUUGGGCGCGCGGGAACAGACUCAUCCAAUCCGUCGGCGCGCCCUACCAAGGGACCGCGCUCGCCGGGAACGCCGCGAUCCUCGGAGACAUCUUCGGAUUCGGUUGCGGCGAGAACCCCAACAUGACCUACUCCGGAGCCGCCAACUGGCUCUCACUCAUUCCCACCUGGGCGCGCGAUGAUGUCUACUACUACACCACCUCCUUCGAAGACGGCUUCGGAUUCGACUACUGCAACAUCAUCACCGACAUCCUCCUCUCCGAUCCAGACGACGGCGUCAUCGAACGCUCCGCCGGACAACUCCCAGGCGCUAACAACAUGGGACAUCUCGAAGGAUGGUGCCACACCGCAGACAUGCGCGAUCCGGGACAGAGGCCAAGCGAUGAACCGAUCCACACCAAUCAUCUUUCUGGCAACUUUGGCAACCUCAUCGGCGCAUGCCCAAGAUUCAUUCCAGACGACUCAACCAUUGGCGUCUCGCUCCCGAUCAGCGUCGAUGUCGCACCAAACGAAUCCAUCGCCUCCGUCGAGCUCGCGCUCAACAUCGCUCACGACUGGGUCGGUGACCUCGUCGUCACUCUUGAGUCUCCCAACGGCACCACCAUCACCAUCCUCGACCGCCCCGGAAUCCCCUCCUCCGGAUUCCCCGGCCCAUUCGGAUGCGGAGGACAAGGCGUCGAUGCCACCUUCACCGACAGCGCCAGCAGCCCUGCCGAGACCGCGUGCACCCCGAACCAGUUCCCCAUCAUCGCCGGCGACCUCAUCCCGCUCAUGCCCAUGAGCGCUUUUACCGGAGAGCACGCAGCAGGUCAAUGGAUCGUCAAAGUCUCAGAUGAAUCCAGCUACGACUUCGGGAUCGUCCUCGACGCAUGCCUCACCAUCACCACCAACAUCGACUGCGCACCCGACCUCACCGGAGAAGGCGACCUCAACUUCCUCGACGUCUCCGCUUUCCUCAGCGCGUUCGCGAACCAAGAACCCAUCGCCGACUUCGCACCCGACAACAACUUCAACUUCCUUGAUGAGGACACCAUGAAAAUCACAUUGAACCGUUUGAUCGUCGCAUCAACACUCGCCGCAGCCGCCGCUAUGACGCACGCGCAAGAAUACUCCAACACCCUCGGAGAUCCCGGAUUCACAGGUUCCUAUGUCGCCGGACUCUCCGUACACGACGACGGCUCAGGCGAGUCACUCUUCGCUGUUGGUUCAUUCAACAUCUUUGGCGGAGGUUCCAGCGGUUCACAAAUCGCACGCUGGGACGGCUCAAUGUGGCAACCCGUAGGCUCCGGACUCACCGGCGGAUACACCAACGCCGUGACAGAGUUCCAAGACGACCUCAUCGCCGCCGGAUACUUCGACUCCGCGAGCGGCGUUGCAGGUUCCGCCAAACUCGCACGCUGGGACGGCACCAACUGGAACUCCAUGGACGCGCAGUCCGAAAUCUUCCUCAACUCCUUCUGGGAUCUCGAAGUCUACGACGACGGCAUCACAGGAGAACAACUCUACAUCGCCGGGAACUACGGCGACCUCAACGGGAACCUCGCACUCGAUCACAUCGCCAAAUGGGACGGCACCAACUACUCCGCAGUCGGCGGAACCAUCGGUGGAGCCGUGCCCCUCAUCGUCCUCGACCUCCACCAAGCAGACCUGGGUGGUGGCAACCUCCUCUACGCAGGAGGACGCUUCCUCACCAUCGGUGGCGGCGCCGCACUCAACAUCGCACAAUGGGACGGCACCUCAUGGUCCGCGAUGGACCUGGGAGUCUCACGCACAUCAGGAUUCGCACAAGUCCUCCACAUGACCAACUGGGACGACGGAUCAGGUGAAGCCCUCUACGUCGGCGGACGCUUCAACCUCGCCGGAGGCUCAACAGUCUCCACCAACAUUGCAAAAUGGGACGGCAUGUCAUGGUCGUCCAUGGGCGACGGAUUCAACGGCGAUGUCCAAGAACUCGUCACCUUCGACGACGGCUCCGGAGAAACCCUCUACGCACUCGGAAACUUCACCGAAUCAGGCGCCACCCCAAUCGCAGGCGUCGCGAAAUGGAACGGCUCAUCAUGGGAAGCCAUGAGCGACUCCGUCGACGGCAGCAUCUUCACCGGAAUCGUCUACGACACCGGAGAAGGUGAGUCACUCAUCAUCGGUGGAGGAUUCGGAGAACUCGACGGCGUCGCAACCAACCGCGUCGUCGCGCUCCUCCCAGCAGCCUGCGCCCCAGACCUCACCGGAGAAGGCGACCUCAACUUCCUCGAUGUCUUAGCGUUCCUCACCGCAUUCGGGAACCAAGAUCCUGUCGCCGACUUCAUUGCUGACGGCAACUACAACUUCCUCGAUGUCAGUGAAUUCCUCGCGCGGUUCGCCGCAGGAUGCCCUUGA
Symbiodinium sp. CCMP2592 is the source of this 3804-nucleotide messenger RNA. The record is from the annotation of a GenBank genome assembly. Lineage: Eukaryota; Dinophyceae; Suessiales; Symbiodiniaceae.